This is a messenger RNA of Cladophialophora immunda, 2109 nucleotides long. RefSeq lists its product as uncharacterized. Lineage: Eukaryota; Fungi; Ascomycota; Eurotiomycetes; Chaetothyriales; Herpotrichiellaceae. The coding region runs from base 1 to 2109 and encodes 702 amino acids. Gene Ontology annotation, molecular function: oxidoreductase activity; copper ion binding. The transcript has 4 exons. The record is from RefSeq and is a predicted model, not a curated record.
AUGAGGACAUGUUUGGUCUCCGCCCUUCUGGGUGCUGUGUUUGCCGAUAUCGUUCUGGCUGAUCAACCAGGACCUCUUGGACAAUGGAUGGGAGGUGGAGAUUGCCCAUGGGGAAGUAGAACAGCUUCUGGAUCGCAUCCCCAGAAUGAUAUGCCAGAUACAGGCGUUACGCGGUACUAUGACUUUACUGUCGCCCGCGGAACAUAUGCUCCUGAUGGAGUGCAACAGGCAAUGAUUGUUGUCAAUGGCCAAUAUCCAGGUCCCCUGAUCGAGGCAAAUUGGGGUGAUUGGAUCGAAGUUAAUGUUCAUAAUCAAAUCUAUGGUCCCGAAGAGCCCACGUCGAUACACUGGCAUGGCUUGAACCAGCCUGGGACUCCAUAUUACGACGGAGUCGUCACUGUCGCUCAAUGCCCGAUCGUCCCCGGUGGAAAUUUGACUUACAGAUUCCGCGCCGACGAGUUUGGUACUUCCUGGUGGCACGCCCAUUACUCUGCUCAGUACUCUGCUGGAGUCGUUGGGCCGAUUGUUGUCCACGGUCCCAACGACGCCGGCUACGAUGUCGACCUCUAUCCUAUCCUUGUUUCGGACUGGUUCCACGAUACCUAUGAGGAUAUUGUGAACUUGGUCAUGUCUCCCAGCAGCUCCGGCCAGCCAUUCCGACCUUUCUCAGACUCCAACCUCGUUGCAGGCAUCGGCCAAUAUCCUUGCGCAAAUGUCACCAACGGUGCUCCAUGCUCCGUAGUCCCAUACGCAUCAUGGGAAUUCGAGUCCGGCAAGACCUACCGUUUGCGCUUCGUCAACACAGGCGCCUCAGCAUUCGAGACCAUUUCGAUCGACGGACACCAGUUGACCGUCAUUGCCAAUGACUUUGUGGCUGUUCAGCCCUACCAGACGGAAUUUGUCACCAUUGGUGUAGGCCAACGAGUCGAUGUUCUUGUCACCGCCAAUCAGGCCCCGGGUAACUACUGGCUCCGCGCCUUCAACAGCCCCUGCGGCGACACGAACGGACCUUACGGCCAGGGAAUCAUAUACUAUACAGGAUCUGAUCCCAGCACGCCUCCGACAAGCACCGGUGCUCAACCGCCGCUCAACUCGAACUGCCAGAACGACCCUCUGGCAACCACAGUUCCCCAGUACGUCAUGCCCGUUGCCAACCCAGACACUACCAUCACUAUCACCAUUGCAGGCGCCCCUGACGCCUCGGGAGUAUUCCACUGGACCAUGAACGGAGUGAGCUACGACGGAGAUCUUUCGAGCAGCUUGCUCGCGGAAGCGAUUUCGGGACAGACCGAGUUCGCACCCCAGUACAACGUGUACAACACGGGCACCAACGGCACUGUUCGAAUCAUCAUCAUCAACACGACGCCAGCGCCCCAUCCCAUGCACAUCCACGGGCACGACUUCCAAGUCCUUGCCGAGGGUUUCGGCACGUGGGACGGCACCGUGACGAAUCCAUCGAACCCCCAACGGCGCGACGUGCACAUGCUGUGGGCGCAAGCGACGCCAGACAACCCGUCGUACAUUGUGGUGCAGUACACGCAGGACAACGCGGGAGUGUGGCCGCUGCACUGCCACAUCGCAUGGCACCUGUCGGCCGGCAUGGUGAUCAUGCUGUUGGAGCACCCGGAGCAGCUAACGGCGCUGCAGGUGCCCGACAGUGUGGCGCAGACCUGCCCGGCGUACACGACGUGGUACGCGGCCAACCCGGGCGUGGUGGUGGACGACUCGCUGCGCAAGCGCAGCCUAGGCGAGAAGAUGGUCGAGUACAUGAAGGGCGGCGUCGAGCACAUCCAGCACCUCGACAAGCACCGCAAGCGCGGCGUCCGGGGCUACAGGGGCUACGGCCACAACGCCACGGCCGAGGAUUUCCCCAACCACGGCAAGUUCAAGGGCAAUGCCACGCACAGCGGCCACGGUCACGGCACCGGCACUGCUAGUAGCGAUUCCUCUUGGGCCAGUCAUCACUCGACGCACAGCAGCAGCCACACCGGCAAGGCGACGCAUACCCCGUCCUGGUCCACCCGGCCGCACACGGGCACCGUGGGCAAGAACCUGGCCCACGAGUCCAAGAGCACUGGCAGGCCCGGGAGGAAGAGGGACGAGGUGUAA